UACCCAAAAUCCAGGUAACCUUCGCUCUCAUAAGAAAGAAAGUGAGAGUAAGGGACCACGUAGCUUAAAAGACCAUUAAAAGAUCAGUUAAUUAAGCAUGUACAAGUCGUUCAAUAUAAUAAUGAACUCGUUAUUAAGAAGAGCUGCGACUACACGAACGCCCUUGGUGAAUGUAGACAGGAGAUUAAGUUACGUCGAUAGAGUGAGAUAUCUGCAGAAACUCAAAGAAGAAGACACAGUUUGCUUAUCACAAGUACCCAGAGGAAAGUUUCUAGUCUACAGCCGCAGUAAACCCCUUAUAUGUGUGGAUAAAGCCAACACUGACAAUGCUCUUGUGUGGUUAUCGUAUGGAGAUCUGAUUAAGUAUCACUCAGAAGUUUUAAACUCCUGUGUCUUGUUAGAUGUUUCUGAAGAUGGGACACCACGAUACAGUGUGCAGGUUGGAGCUCUGGCAACAGAAAUACAGGAACAGAUGGAAGAUUCUACCAAUGCUUCCUUUACUGAUUUGCGAGCAGCCCUAUUCAUGGUCAACUGGAAGGAAGCCCAUGUCCUAUCCAGGGCAAAUUGUGUCCUUAUGUGGAAUAAGAACCAAGCCUUUUGUGGCAAAUGUGGCUCACCUACUCAGAGAAAUGCUGCAGGCUAUUCUCGAAAGUGCAGCAGCUGUGGGAUGACACACUACCCGAGCUCAAGUCCAGUGGGCAUAGUCUUGGUCACAGACCCUGAGGAGGAGAACAUUAUCCUUGUGCGACAACCACGGCACCCACCUGGGAUGUACUCGUGUAUUGCUGGCUUCUCUGACGUGGGGGAAAGCCUAGAGGAGACAGUACGCCGAGAGGUUGCGGAAGAAGUAGGAGUAGAGGUUUCAUCUGUGAAGUACGUUGCAUCUCAGCAUUGGCCGUUCCCAGGGUCACUUAUGGUCGGUUGCUUCGCAUUGGCAGAAAGGCAGGAGCUUUCCAUCGACCCCCAUGAGCUGCAAGAUGCACACUGGUUCAGCCGUGACGAGAUCACAGCUGCCAUUGAGAGAAUCCAGACAAACCCUCUGCUGAGACUGAGAGGCAACCCCUCUGGCGAACUUUUCAUCCCUCCCCCAGGUGCCAUAGCCUACCAUCUCAUAGCACACUGGCUUAAGCGCACACCUGUUCAUGAGAUAUACCAGCAUAUUUACUGAGGGCUUUGUAAGGGGCAUGUUGAAAGCAGUGGCUUAAGAGCAGUGGCUUGUUCUUAUGUUAGGUUUGUGUUCAAGGAUGCCAGCUGUGUAGUUCAUAAUGUAAAUGAUGUAUAGAUAAAACUGUACCAAGUGUAUUAUUUAACUGCUGUUUUUAAGGCACUUUAUUUUUCUUAUGUAUCAGAAAAAAGUAUUUUAAUAUAUUUAAAUUUUGGAAAACAAAAGGUUUUGUUUUGUCACUUAAACUGAUAAGUGUUUGGAAAAUGUUAAAUAUUGAUGUGGAUCCCUCUUUUCUUAGAUAUAUUUCUUUCACCAUUCAUUAGUAACAAAAAUAUAAUUGCUUUUUUGGGUUUGUAUCUUCCCUCCAUCUGGCCUAAGGUGCUGUUAAAAUGCUUUUUUAUCUUUGUAAAUAAGAUCUGGAAUUUAUCCAGAAUACUCAAAAGUAAGACAAAGUGUAGGGAAAAUUAGUAAUAGUAGUACUACGGUAGCAUAUUACUAAUGGUGUUAAGAGUAGAAAAAUUUAAGAGGAAUCAUAAUAUAUAGGUAAAUAACUGAGUUGUGUACAGAACAUGGGAGGGAAAUUCUUUACCAGUAGUAUUUAUUGUCAGUAUAAGAUUAUCAUUGUUAACUCUUCAUUUUUGUUAGCAUAUAGUACAAAAUACAAAGACUUUAACAGUCAUGAGCAUCACAGGAAAUUGCUAAGAGAUUUGGAACAACCUCAAGAAUUAAAGAGAAGAAACUGAAAACAUAAUUUGUUUACAUUUCUUUUGGGCAUUACAUUCUUAAAAGGGUUGUAAAGGAUCUUUAUUGUCAGCUCCCAAUCAUUACACAAAGUAUUUACUAAAUUUUAAUGCAUGAGCAGGUAUUUUGGUGGUCUUUUGGGUUAUGUAGAUAAUAUAUAUUUGUAUUUUUCAGGAUUUUAGGUCAAGUGAUUUAAUUGUAUUUCGUAUUUUUCUUCGCAAUUUUGGAAGCGUUUUAUUUAUUCAAGGUAAAGAACAACAUUAAAGUUUUAUAAUUGUUUGAAAUUUUUGGAGCUUCAUAGAGUUUAGAAAGUCAUAGUAAAUAAUAUAGGAAGUUUUCCCUAAAAUGUUGAAAUGGCAGGAGUAACCUAGGAUUCACUAGCCAUAUUCCCAUAUGCAUCUUAAGUAGCAAAAAAAAAAAAAAACGAAAAAAAAGUGCUAAUCUGAACAUUUUUGCUGCAUUUUUAUUGGGAGUGAUGGUUAAAGUUCCAUGUUUGAACAGAAAAAUGCUCAAGAAAGCAAUUUUAUAUGAACAAUGUUUGUAUAUAAAAAUAAUAAUAAUUUCUCUGUCUGCUUUUACAUUCAGAGCAACUAUAAUUUCUCACUGUUUACUAAAACAUUUUUCAAAAGCAUGAAAAGUCUGAAAACCAACUUACCUUUCACAAGAAUUUGCUUAUCGUCAUUUAUAUUCAUUUUCAGUAAAACAAAGUAAAUUACAAUCAUAUUCUAUGUUAUUUCAUUUUGAUAAAGUAAAUUUUUUUCAUCUGAGCAACCUCACAUUUUAUGAGCAUUCACAAACUUGAUUGGUAUAUUUUAUAUGUGUGAUACUUCUCAAAAUAUGGAUACACAUAAAAGUUUUCGAGGGCCGUGGACUAUCAUCACUUAAUAAAUCACAAACGGUAAUUUAGAAUUACAGUUAUGGUCAUGUAAUGUAGUAAAGGGGUUAGAUUGAUUAUAACAUAUGAACUGAAUUUUUUCAUUGAACUUAUUUAUUUUGCUUCAUAUUUGUGAGUGUCAUAAAUUUAUGAGUGUAUAUGUGUUUUUUGUAGUAAAUAUAUUUAUUUUGUCUCAUUCUUCUUUUUAUUGUUACUGUUGGGUCUUAUACUUUUGCUGCUGUUGUUAAAAAGAUUAGAGAAAAAAUGUAAAUUUGGAAUAUGACUGAGAAAAGGUUAUAUGACUCCACUGCAUUAUUUAAUAUUAUAAGGAGAAUCUCAUAUGAGACCGAUGUAAAAAAGUCUUCCAUUUCCAUUCUUCCUUUUGUUUAGUUAUUAUUAUUUCUCCUUCUCUGGUCAUGAAAGUAUUCAGUUGUUUUCUAUCAGUUUACUUAGAUAUGGUGAUGAAAUCAUUACUUGUGUUUUUUUUUAUUGAAGUAUAACGUUAAUGUUCUUUUAAUUUGGAAGACCCUAUGAAGAUGCAAGGUAUGCUGUACUUCUAUGCUGUUUAAUAUGCUUUAAAGAACAUACUUGAAGCCAUAUAGAGCAUCAUCACAAUGUUGAUGCUCAGGCAUAAGCAAAAAAAAAUAUAUAUAAGUAUAUCUUCAUGGCUGGAUGAAAUAAGUUAGAUGAGUUUAAUAAUGAUAAUAAGGAACUUAUGAAGAAGGGCAAAGAUUCUGUGUUUCAGCAUGUAUCAUGAAUUAUUUAUCAAACACUAUUUUAAAGUAAAUAAUAAACAAACAAGAAGUUGAAGAGUGGCACAGGGCAGCCCUGCAGUGUGUAUCUAGUCUCCUGUAUAAUUGUUGUACCCUUUUCUCAAUGCUCAUUCACUUUGAUGGUGGAACGUAUGGUAUUUAUGUGUGCUCAAAAAUGUAAUGUUCAAAAGAAGACUUUAGAAGUAUUGAGGAAUAUGUAUUAAAGUAAUAUUUAUUAUUUAUUUAUUUAUUUUAUUUUAAUGUGUAUUUGGCCAAACAUUUUAGUAAUUUACUGAUGUUGCACAAGUGUUGUAUAUAUAUAUUUCCAUCUUAAUUCCCAAAUGAUAAAUACAUCAGGUAAAAAAUCAGUUUAAGUAUAUAUAUCACUUACUGUUAUUGCAGAUUCAUAACAAAUUAUAUAUCAGAGCAAUAUUAUGAUUUUUUAUUAUCUUCAGUACACUAGCAUAGACAAAUUUUAAUAUCUGCAAGGUUAGAGGCUUUAAAAAAAGCUAAAACAAAUCUGUUAUGCACAAAUUUAGUGUGUAAUAGAAUAGCAGGCUUUAUAUAUUGGAUAAGUGCAAACUUCUUCAACUUUUUUUUUCAACUGCUUAAUGCUACCAAUAAUUUUUUGUGUGUGUGUAUUUGUAUGGUUGCUUGAAUAACUGUAUUAUUUAAUGCAGAAAUGUAUUUGUUAGAAAAAAAGUAAUAGAUACUGGAAUUCACAGUAUCUGGAUGUUAAUACUUUUAACAGAAGUUGAGAAUGCAUUAAUGUGGUAAUGUAAUUAGGAAAACAAAAAUUUAACAGAAAUAUAACAAUAGUGUACAUGAAUGGAGUCAAAAUGCUUAUUAUUAGACAACUUGAGAAAAAUAUGAAUAAUUGAUUGAAUCCAUAAAACACUGGAAAUAAAUCCACACUUCAGUUGCUUUUUUUUAUUGAAAGUAAUAAUGCAGGUCAUCAUUAUUCAUAUCUUUUUCGUGUGUGUUGUAAUGAGUCAUGUUAGAGUUCUUGGCUCUGAAGUGGUAGUGGGUGAUAUAUGUUAUUAAUUUUAUUUAUGUAUGUAGUUGCUAUUUAUUUAGUUACCAGAGUUCUUGUGGAACAUUUCAUCUUUAUUUUGUGUUACAAGUAAGAUUCUAUUAACAUGUUGAUGCUAGAAUUGCAUGUAUACUGGUUUUAUUUAAUGAUAUAUAUUUUUUUUGUUAGUUAUUAUUUUACAUAUAAAAGGAUCCACAUGCACUUAGUUGCUAAAGAGUGAAUUUCAAAGUUUACCUAACCUCAUGUAUUUACCCCACGCUGAUAACUUUAGUAAUGAUAGCAGAUGUAAAAGUUUUUCUUUAAAAUUAGGAAUGUGGUUAAUAAGUAGGCUCUAUUAAUGACCCUUUGGUAGCUAAAUGGUUGUGGAGCCAUAUAUGUGCAAAUCAGAAAUUAUAUAAAAAGCAAAAUCAUAGUGGAGAGUGUAUAUUUCUGGUAUUAAUGGGUUGAUUUUAAAACUUGCAUCUCUUUAUAUGAAUUUGUUUUUUAUUUUGUGUUUGAGGUUGACUUGUUACAGAGAGAUAAUUGUUAUUAUUUCAGUUGUUUUUAAAAGUUUUUAAAGUUUUUUAAAGAUGGGAUUCAUGCAGGCAGAAUUUUCCUCUAAAAUGAAGGUUUAGAAAUGUUUAUAGUCAAGUUAAAUAAAGUUAUAAUAUUUACUCUUGUCUCAUAAAAAUACAUUUCAUGCUCAGAGUAUUUGCAUGCAUACUAAUAUGCAUGUAUUUUGUGUGUUUGUUUUUACUUGAAUGCGUAUGUUAAUUCAUUAUCUCGUAUGGUUGUGUGUACAGUGUAUAUACUGUAUAUAGGUAUAUAUAUGCAUAUUCAUUUAUGUAUGCCUACAUUAUGUAUUUACAUAAGUGUUCUUAGUAUGGGAACCAAACAAUAAAAGAAUGUGAUUUUGAAGAAGUGUCCUGUUAACUUUACACAUCAAUAUUAUUGAGGCUUAUUUCACUUGAAUUUCAUAAAACAGACAAAUUGUUCGCUAAUCAGAGGGUGCAACAAUGUUAUUUAUAUAGUUUAUGUAAAUGUAUUAAAGUGUUGGCAUCUCCAUAACCUUAAUGAAGAAAGACAAUGUAUAUGAAAUUGAGAUUCCUGCAACUAAUGUAAUAAUUUUUAUUUUGUUAUUUUUCACUGCCAAGAGCUCAGGGAGUCUUUCAAAUAAAUCCUGUAAAUUAA
This is a messenger RNA of Penaeus monodon (black tiger shrimp), 5735 nucleotides long. RefSeq names its product nucleoside diphosphate-linked moiety X motif 13-like. NCBI's taxonomy places the organism in Eukaryota, Metazoa, Arthropoda, Malacostraca, Decapoda, Penaeidae. The record is from RefSeq and is a predicted model, not a curated record. Gene Ontology annotation, molecular function: hydrolase activity; metal ion binding. The transcript is spliced from 7 exons. The coding region runs from base 98 to 1168 and encodes 356 amino acids.